This is a messenger RNA of Aspergillus affinis, 363 nucleotides long. RefSeq lists its product as uncharacterized. The transcript is spliced from 2 exons. Lineage: Eukaryota; Fungi; Ascomycota; Eurotiomycetes; Eurotiales; Aspergillaceae. The record is from RefSeq and is a predicted model, not a curated record. Bases 1 to 363 code for a protein of 120 amino acids.
AUGUCACGAAGAAUGAAGAUCCCCGAGGUCCGUAGACUGUUCGAGAAAUUCUCUGGCCUCAGCAAAAACAUCAAGUACAGUAUCCGCGAAGACACCCAAAUCGGCACACUGUCGCUAAUCCCCCUUCGCAACCAGUCCACCAUCCUCGGCGACAAUAACACCGACGAGUCUCUCAUCGCAACCGCCAAGUCUUCCUUCCUGGACACCCCGGAAAGAAAAACUGCGAGGCCACGAUGUGUUGUUAGAUCUACGACCGCUAUGUUUGCCUGUGCCGCUAAAGAAAAGCUACGUAGCAGCAAUGUGAAAUUCAUGACACGAAUGGAAGAUGUCGGCGUGAUACUGACAGUGAUAAACGGCUCUUAG